AUGGCCGCCAACUUGCCGCCGCACAUGACGCCCAUCGGCCAGAUGGGCGUGCCGCAACAGGCGCGCAAGGCUUCUGCCCAGCAGAUGCAGCAUUAUGUCUACAACAACCUUAUUCAGACCGCGCAACCAGCCAACGGCAUCGGCUGGCACGCCGGCGUCAGCAUCAACGAUCGUCUGGGGAAAACCAUGGACCUCAUCACGAACCUUGCCUUGGCCCACAACGGAAUCGAUCAGAUGCGCGGCGCCGACUUUGCCUGCAACUUUGAGCGCGAGGUGUACCACAAGUCCCCUAGCAAAGAAGCCUACGAGCAAUCCAUGACCAACAAAACGAUGGAGUUCUUCAAGAAGCGACAGGCCAACGAGCCGCACCUCCAGAACAGCUUAAACGUCCAGGCCCAAGCCGCCCAGGCCGCCCAGGCCCAGGCCAUGAUGAACAUGCAAGCCCAGAUGGGUCGGGGCAUGGCCCCGGCCGCUCAGCAGGGGUUCCAGCACCUGCAGCACCAGAUGCCAGCCUCCCAGAUCCCGCAGCACGGCCUUCAGCAGCAACCGCAGCCCAUGGGCAUGGGUGCCAUGGGUGCCAUGGGCAUGGGGGCCAUGGGGGGCAUGGGCAUGGGCAUGGGAAUGCAGGCCGGCCGCGGAGCCCUGGGUCAGAACCAGCAGCCGAUGGCCGUGCCUCAGAUCCGACCGCAGCAGAUCGCCGCAGAGAUGGCCAGGCUUGCCCAGGCGGACAAGGCCAAGGUCAUGGAGUUGGCCUCCAAGAUGAUGGUCCAGACCAACGAACAACAGAAGGCGCAGCUGCGCGUGAAUCUGCAGCAGAAGUUGCCGCCGCAGCAGCUUGCCGAGUUUCAGGCCCAGGGGAAAGACCCCCUACUCUGGUUCUUUCAGACCCAGGCGUUCCACGCGCUCAAGAACAACAUGAAUCGCCUGCAGCAGCAGCAACAGCAGCAGCAGCAGCAGCAAGGAGGGCCGCAGGGUCAGAACGCCACCCAGGCCGCCAUGAUGCAGCAGCAGCAUAGCCAACAGUCUUUGCAACAACGCCAAGGCAUGAUGGGCGCGGGCGCCGGGCAGCCAAACGACUUCUCGCAGUUUGCUCCCAACAUGGACAGCAUCAAGGAUCAGCAGAUGACUGGCCUCAUGGCCCAGCAGGCUGGCCAGAUGGUCGUGCCGGCCAGCAAUGCCGGCGCUCGAAACGGCACUCCCCAGCCCGGAAACCAGAACAUCCCCGGUCAGCAGGGUCAGAAUCAAACCCCGCGUCAGCAGAUGCAGCAAACUCCGCAGCAGAUGCAGCAGGGCGUCAACCUCCAGCAGAUGAAGAUGAACCAGGCCCAGCAGUCCCAGGCCCAGCUCCAGAUGACGCAGAUGCAGGGCGCCAACGGAAUGACCGCCGGCGUCCCUCCCUCGCAGAGCCCGGCGAUGAACACCCUGAACACGCCCGUAUCCCGCCCCCCGAGCGCGAUAAACGGCAUGGGUGCUCAGGGCAUGGGCCAGAACAGCAUACAGUUUGGGGAUCAACGCUUCAACCAAGGCAUCCAACGGCCCAACAACCAAGCCUUUCAGGCGAUGCUGGCCAGCAUGACGCCAGAGCAGCAGCAGUCGCUUCACGGCCUGCCUCCGGAGAAACUCGGCGAGGUCAUGCGUCGAUGGCAAGCCCAGCGGCAGGAGCAGAUGGCCAUGAGUCAGAUGAACCAGCAGAACCGGCCGCAGAACCAGUUCGGCGGCCCGAUGAACAUGAACAUGGCCGGCGCCCAGGGCCCCCUGGGCAUGCAGGCGCAGCAGCCAAGCGGCCCGGCCGCCAACGGAGGUCUGUCGCUGCAGCAGCAGCAGCAGCAACAGCAGCAGCAGCAACAGAUGCAGAUGCCACGAAUUCCCGCCCAGGGCGCCCAGGCAAUGAUGGACCAGAUGGAUCUGCCGCCUCAAGUGCACAACCAAAUUGGCCAGCUGCCGGUCGACGUCAAGAAGUGGAGGGACCUGAAGUUAUGGCUGAGUCAGAAUAACAGUCUCCCUCAGACCGUCCGGAGCCAGCUCGGCGCCCUUCAGCAGAAGCAAUUCCAGAUCAUGAUGCAGAGGCGAGCCGGGGCCCAGCCGCAGACGGCCGGCCAAAACGUGGCCAUGAACCCGGCGGCGGCGGGAAUGCCUGGCCAGAUACCGAAUCAGCAGCAGAUGGGAAUGCAACGGCCAGUCGGCAAUCCGCCCCCCAAUCUGCUCCAGGUCACGCCCCAGGAACUCAUGCAGAUCCGCAGCCAGAAGCCGGCGUUGGCAAACGUGCCUGACGAGCAGCUCCGAGCCAUGGUUUUGCAGAUGAAGCGGAACCAGUGGAUGCAACAAACGCAGCAGCAGCAGAUGAGGGCGCAGCAGCAGCAGCAGCAGGCCCAGGCCCAGGCCCAGGCCCAGGCCCAGGCCCAGGCGCAAGCGCAGGCACAAGCACAGGCUCAGGCCCAGGCUCAGGCCCAGGCUCAGGCCCAGGCACAGGCACAGGCCCAGGCACAGGCACAGGCUCAGGCUCAGGCGCAAGCGCAGGCACAGGCACAGGCUCAGGCACAGGCACAGGCGCAAGCGCAGGCACAGAGCCAGGCGUCCGGCAUUCCGCAAGGCUCCAUGCAGAUGCAGCCGACGCCGUUGCCACAGCAGCAGAACCGCACGCCGCAACAACAAGCCAAGGCGGCGCCGAACGCCUCCAUGACGUUGGCUGGUGGUCAGAAGCAGCCGCAAGGCCAGGCUGCUGAGCAGGCACGCAACAACCGACCGCAGCCGGCAAAGGGCAGUCUCAAGCGACAAAACAGCGACGAUGCUGGGCAAGAGUCUCCCGCGGCCGCGAACGCGCCCGGUGCGGGACCGGCGCCGCAACCUGGUCAGCAGCAAGGCUCCAAGGGAUUCGCGUCCCUCAACCCUCAGCAGGUCGCCCAGCUGAACCCGGAGCGACGGGCCAAGUACGAGCAGUAUUCCAAGAUGCAAUUGGCCGGCCAGGGCCAGCAGGCUGCCAGCCUCAUGCAGCAAUUGGCCGGCGGAGAGGCUCUCGCUCGCCUGAAGCAGUUCAGCACGGAGGAAUCGAAGAGCCAUCAAGGUCAAGACAUGCCGGACAUCCCGAUGUCGCAGCAGGAGCACAACGAGACGGCCGCCAAGCUCAGACGAAUCGCCCUCGACAUGCACAAGGUCAGCCGCGGGCUCACUAAGUGGUACUCCCUAACCGGGGAUGAUGUGCGGGCCAGGAUGUUUUUCCGAACUCGAUUGCGGAUCAUGAAGCAGUUUUCCGAUAGCGAGACGAUGAAAGCCCUAAAGGACAAGUUCAGCAUUCGAUCGUCGGAGAUUGACCAAGCCCGCGCCGUGCUCGAAAGCAUGGCCAAGGACCUCGCGGCGAGCAUGCUGAAGAACGGGAUGCUGAAACCCGCCGGCCAGGCGCAGCAGCCUCCUCAGGCGACGACGCAGCCCCAGGGCGGCGGUGGCCAGCAGCGCCCGCCGCAGGCUGGCCAGCAGGGGAAGCCGGUUCCCCUGAACGCAGCCAACCUGGAGAAGAACUCGCAGGCGAUCAACAAGAUGAACCAGCAAAGGACGACGGCCAAGGCAGGCCAGGCGCCGACGGCGGCGGCGGCGGCGGCGGCGUCGCAGCCGCCGUUUGCCUUUGGCGCGACGUCGCCUCACGGAAACCCAAGUUACAUCGGCAAGCCAAAGGACAUGAACCUUCAGCUGCCGCCGGCGCGGAAGAAGCAGAAGCUUGCGGGACAGCAGCCCGGCCAAACGCCGCCGGGCGCGACGCCCUCGCCCACCAUGGUCAAGAACGCGUCUCCCGAAGCGCAGCGGGCGGAGCCUCCGAAGCCGGUGUUCACCUGCAAGGAUGCCGAAUGCGCCACGUCGACGCUCGUCUUCCCCAACGACCAGGCGCUGAAGCAGCACAUCCAGGAGGAGCACGUCAAGCCGCAGGAGGACCCCCUGAAGUUUGUCAAGGAAAACUUGGCGCUUGCCUUGGGCCUGGAGCUCGACGGCAGCCCUAAGGCGACGCCGAAGCCGGCCGAGGCGUCGACGGCGAUGAGCAGGGCGACGUCGAAGCAGGGCCCGACGCCGGCCAUGAAGAGGUCCGGAAGCGCGGCCGCAUCGAAGACGGAAACGCCCGGAUCCAAGCAGCGCGGCGACGAAAAGGCAAGCGACUCGGCGGCGUCGUCGGCUCAAGCGAACCCCUGGGCGGGCUGCACCAUCGAUCCUCAGGUCUUCAUCGCCCACCUGGGCUGGGAGAAGGGCAUUGGCCUCCCGAACAUUGUCAGCGAGGCCAACAUGUACCGGUCCCUCACGCCCAAGGACACGCCCGAGUCGAGCAAGGACGGUGGCUCGAGUGAACCCAACAGCGACAUCUCCGAGGGUGCGGCACUCGACAUCGAUCUCUACUGGUACAACUACGAGUCCUUCGACUCGGACGUCUUGAUCGGUCUCGACACGACGAAGCUGGACGAGAACGCGGCCGCGAAGGCGUCCGGCGGGGAGGAGACGCUCGAUCCGCUCGUGCUCAUGGAACCGCCCUCGGGGCUCUCGCUGGGCUGGGACAAUUGA
Messenger RNA from Drechmeria coniospora, 4536 nucleotides. RefSeq lists its product as uncharacterized. The coding region runs from base 1 to 4536 and encodes 1511 amino acids. Lineage: Eukaryota; Fungi; Ascomycota; Sordariomycetes; Hypocreales; Ophiocordycipitaceae. The transcript has 4 exons. The record is from RefSeq and is a predicted model, not a curated record.